UAUCCCAGUUUCCAUGGAGCAUGAAGCAGCAAGGAGUAUCACUACUCCCUCCUGGAUGGGAUGCUAGUUUAUCACAAGGUUAUCCCCCAGCAUUUCAUCAGGCUUCCCUGCCAGUACCCAAUUAUACCUCCUGGGUGGAGAGAGGCAUGGGGAGAGUAAAGUGUCUUGCUAAAAAACACAACACAUUGACCCAGCCAGGCCUCAAACCCAGACCUCUUGACCAGGAGCACAAUGCACUGACCAUUAAGCCAUUGGUUCUCCCUACUGGUACAUGUGCUUCAUCCUUAACCCUUUACACCCUAACAUCAGUGUCCCAGGUGAUUCUAUUGAAUGAGGCAGCACAAAGGGAUGGUGUUCCUUUGCCAGACUUGGUUUCCAGUGCCCAGCAGAUCAGAGAGGCCAUCAAGAGCCUUAUACUGGCUGCUCAAGCAUUGGUCUCUGAAACAACAGAUGAUGAUUUGAAAUCAGAAAUGCCUCCUGCAUGUGAUUCUGUAACAAAAGCAGGGGAUGCAUUGUUGAAGGCAACACAUCAGCUUAAACAGCAGCCAUUCUCAAGCAAAGUGAGGUACAACCUGGUAGACUCUGCAAGAAAUAUCCUUGAAGGAACUAUGAAGAUCUUGCUUGUAUAUGAUCAAGCUGAGGUGCGCAAGAUUGUACGAGCAGCUCACUGGGUAAUGGACAGACUUGCACUAGUAGAGGGUGUCACUUCCAUGAGGAGUCUGGUUGUUAAUUUCAAGGACUUCACAGAGUCUUUGAUGCUCCUGGCAAGCAUGUGCAAUAAAAGGCAGAAAGAGCUGAGUAACCCUCGUCACAGAGACAGACUCUUGUCAGCCAUGAUGGUUCUAAAGAAGUCUGUUGGACUGCUAUCAGCAUCCAUGCAGACAUAUCUAAUCAACACAGCCAAUCUUCAAGCUAAGGCAAGCCGUGACUAUGUGGUUGGUCAAAUCAUGUUGGCGUGUACUGAAAUCAUUAAAACUGUGGAGGCUCGGGAUGAUCUUGGUUGGAGUGUUGAUGAACCUGGUUACAUGGCUGCCACACUAGAAAAGGCUCAUAAGCAGCUGUCUCCCCACAGCAGGCUGGAAGCUGGUAAUGACCUUGACUCUUACCUGGAUGCUAUUGUCCGUAGUAGCAUGGGUGUAGCCAACACUUGUGAAGGAGAAAGAAGAGAUCGCAUUGUGCAGGCUUGUCAGAGUGUUCUCCAAAUGAGAAAUGAACUUGCAGAGCUGCAGAAAACCCUUUUAGCCAAGCCUUUGUCACAGAGAACAAGGCAUAAACUGGACAUGGCAUCUGAAAGGUUAUCAACUGAACUUAAAAGGCUUGACCGCCAUGUUUCCACUGCUGUCGUUGAUCACGUCACAACUGUAUUUGCUGAUGCUGAGCUCCCUGUACACAAUAUGAUACAAGCAGCUACAGCAUCACUCUUGGAUAUGAGUGUACAAAGUCAGGAACAUGCAGUGACCAGACUGAAAGGGAAAGCUGAGGAAUUCCAGAAACAUGCCACAAUGCUGGCAGAGGUGGCCAGACAGUCUGCUGCUAUUUCAGCUGAUGCAAGAAGAGUACAAACUGUCAACAGCAUGGCUGGUGACAUAGAGCAACUUGCCCCACAAUUAGUGUCUGCAGCUUUAAGAGUGAAGCAGACACCUACAGACACAACCUGCCCAGAACAUCUUGGCCAGCUGAGAAGAGACUGGACAGCAAGGAUUCAUGCACUCACUUCUAUGGUGGAUGAUAUAACAGACUUCAAUGACUUUGUUUUGAUGACUGAUUUUAAUGUCCAACAAGAUAUUUCCAACUGUCAAAAAGCAUUGCAACAACAAGAUAUUCACAAGGUGUCUCAGAUCUCCCUUAGACUGCUUGGCCGAGCAAGAAGAGUGACCAUGGUUGCCAAGAAGGAGAUGGAUGUAACUGCUGAUCCAAUGUACAAGGGAAAUCUGCAAACAGCUUGUGGCCAGCUGGAGUCUGUACUUCCAGCUUUUGUUCAAAGUGUUGAAGGAGCCCUGGUAAAUAUGACUGAUGAUGUGCAACAAACCAACCUCUAUAAAAAUUGCCUACUGCUGGGAGAGAUGGUAAAGAUAAUGAAAUCAGCUUUAAAACGGCCAACAGGAAUUAAUAUAGAUUUAACUGACUAUAGCGCUGAACUGACCGGCGCUAAAGGCUUAAGUACAAAGGACAACAUGCUGGAUUUGUUUGAAAUUUUAAGGGGACACUACUCUCCUGCAGCAAGUGACACAACAUCAGUUGAUGAAACAGAUCAACUAGCAGGUCUUGAUAGUGAGCCCUUUGGAGAAACACUUUUGGAGCCUUCUGGUGGAGAAGAAAUCAAAUCAGAGCCCAGAGCUCACCGUAGCAAACUUCCAUUAGAGGCAGAGAAAAAGGACUCUUCAAAAGACAGAUUCCAGCCUGCCUACAGCACCGAUUCUGAAGACUUGCUGUUCAAUUUUUCAGAAGAUGAUGAAAUGGAUAGAAUCAACAGGAAAGCCUUGCUUGGGGUAACUGAGGAACACCAGGAUGAGAAUUUGUGGGCAGUAGGCUCUGUUCGCCCCACUAAACCGUCCCAGACCUCUCGCGCACCCGUGUCUAGAUUACUGAAUGCUGUGAAGGCCAAAGACUUUGACUUAGCAGAGGUGGAACUAAGGAAAGUGGAAUCCAGAGCCUCUGCGCUGAGUAUGUUGGCGAGCACGUCAGCAGACAAAGCACGGAAUUUGGAGAGAGUGAGACGUGUUCGGGUCUGUGCAGGAGAGAUCGAAAAACUCACACCACUUAUCAUACAAGCAACACGUGGUAUUAGAGAUGAUCCACGUGACUUAGUGACUGUUGAGCGACUUCAGACUAUUGGUCGAGAAUGGGCUUCCAAAGUGCAUGUGCUUUCUGGAACUGUUGAUGAAAUUGUUGUGCCGUGGUCAGCUGCGGCAUCUAAACUCGCCCUAGCUGCCACCUCUGGUGAUGCAGAGCAAUUGAAAAAACAGGUGGAUAACAUAAACAGACAUGUGGUCCGCCUCAGGCAGCUGGCUGUGGCAGCCAAAGCUGCAGGGGAUGCAGAAGAGUACGCUAUGGAUGCAGGGAAUGAAGGUGAAGCCCCUGCGCGUGAUCCAGCCUCUCUGCAGCGUGUUGAGCUUGUUCAGAGGACAUCAGUAGAGGUUGAACGAAUCACACCUCAGCUGAUUACUGCUGCUCAGGCACUCUCAAGGGACCCGGCAGACAUUGCAAAUGUUGAACGACUUGAACUUCGGAGGAGGGACUGGGCGUCGAAAGUUCACAGUCUUGUAUUUGCAGUGGAUGAUGUCACUGUUGGUACUUCUGCGCCCGUGGAACAGCUGGCAGCGGUAGCCAUGGCAGGCGAUGAGCAUGCAUUACAAGAAAACUCGCGCAUGUUAACGUCAUAUGCGCGAACUCUUAAAGGAAUGGUUGAUGCGGCAGUAGCUGGAUGUAAUGAUCCCAAGAAAAUUAGCUUAGCCAAGGGAACAGUCAGUUCGAUUGACAAGGUGACCGCUGACCUCCAAGACACGUCGCGGUUAGUGUCCGAGAUGGCAUUGCGAGAACACAAAACAUUAGAGCAAAGUUUGUCUUACAUGGGGGUGGUAGAGAGGAUGAAUCUUCUUCAAAGGGAGUGGGCUACUAAGGUUCAUUUGCUGACGGCUCUUAUUGACGACUUAACGGCUGAAGCCUCGGCACCAGUCGAUCGUCUGGCCGGUGCUGCCCUCGCUGUGAGCAAAGCAGAACUUGGCGAAAGAAUGGAACAACAGCGUGACUUCGAGAUGCAGGCUGAUGAACUCAAAGCACGAGUUGCACGUGUUAGAACACAUGCCAGUAAAGCUGUGGAGAAUUCUCGCCAUGCGAGUAAAGUGAGGACAGUUCGCGUGACUGGGGACUUUAUUGAUAGACUCACGCCACAAGUUAUUGCUGCUGCACGUGCGCUAGCAGACAAUCCAGACCAGCCGACUGUGGAACAUUUUCAGAUGUUGAGGCGUCAAUGGGCGUCUAAGGCGCAGCUUUUGAUGGCGACGCUUGAUGAACUUCCAGAUGCUGACAACACAGCCGUGCAAGAUGUUUUCCAGGAUUUAUUAGGCAUAUCACAUAUGGAUCCAUCCCAGAGUUUUGAGUCUCUCAAUGAAGAAGAGACGGGAGCUAUCGCGGGCUCAUCCCGUUGGCCAUCUGUAGCAAAGCCUGUCCCCUCUGAGGAAAGUAUGUUACGAUCCUCCGACCCCUCGAGGAGAGAGUCAGGAGAGGGGAGCCAAUCACCAGAGAUCAGCUCUUAUUUCGAUGACAUGGCUCUAUAUGAUGGAAAUGAUUCCUUGAAGAGAAGAUCUUCGUUUUCCGACACGGACAGUACUCCAGAAGUGCGCCGACUGCGAGGACCCUGGGGAUCUGCCAGUGAAACAGACCUGAUGAGAAAAGCCCUUGUUGAUGAGCUCCACCAACGAUUUUCCUCGACUGAGUCUCUGAAACAGAGAAGAACGAAGACUCGGUAUAGAGCCGCGAGUGUCUCAGGACUUACUCGAGGUGACUCAUCCGAAUGGAAAUCAACAUCAAUUGAAGAACUAAGGGCGAGGAAAAGCUCCAAGUCAAUUGAGCUGGCAGCUCAACUCCUGCAAGAAGAAACAGAUAAAUGGGAGGAAGAAAACAAUUCCAUUGUCAAGGUGGCCAAAGAAAUGGCGCAGCAAAUGCUUCACAUUGCUAAAUUAGCUCGAGGACGAAAUCGAAUUCAGAACAAAAUGGAAUUGAUCAACACCGCAAAAGGUAUCGCUUCCAACGCCAAGUUUAUCCUCAAGUUUGCUCACGUUAUCGCUGAACAAUGUGCAGACGAGAGAAGUAAGAGUGACUUGCUCUACUAUGCGGAAUACCUGCCAACUAUCAGCACACAGCUGAAGAUCAUAUCGUCUGUCAAAGCAGCCACUCCCUCGGACAUUUCGGCGGACGCGAUGCUCGUAAAAAACGCACAGAAUCUGAUGCAAGCUGUUGUGAAAACCCUAAAAGCAGCUGAGGCGGCUUGUGUAAAGGUUCUGCAUCCUCCUGAGCAAGACGCUUCGUCCGAUCGCAAAGAAGCUGUUGACAUCGCCUUUCAGUGGAGGAAGAAGUUAAAAAGGCAGCGCGCCUUCGAGGCUCUGACUGCACCACGUGAUCAGCUGGGCCUGCGCAGACGGGAGAGAAACAGUUCCACGCCCUCUUUGGCAGACAUCGUUCAUGUGUAGCACAUGUGCAAUUUGAAAAUUUACUGUAAAUUGUCGAACCAGGAAGCUAGUUUGUAGUGGUUUUUGUUUUAGAUGAAACACGUGUAAAUACUUUGAGUGAGUGAGUGUCUGUAUGCUUUUGGACUUCAACGUCUUUGUCUUUAUGAAUUAAUAAAAAAUUUUCAUCUACAAA
This is a messenger RNA of Pocillopora verrucosa, 5361 nucleotides long. RefSeq lists its product as uncharacterized. Gene Ontology annotation, molecular function: actin filament binding; beta-catenin binding. NCBI's taxonomy places the organism in Eukaryota, Metazoa, Cnidaria, Anthozoa, Scleractinia, Pocilloporidae. The record is from RefSeq and is a predicted model, not a curated record. Gene Ontology annotation, biological process: cell-cell adhesion; cell migration. Gene Ontology annotation, cellular component: catenin complex; adherens junction.